UUUCAGAGACAGUCCGAAAAGUGCGCCAAAUUGAAAUUUUAUUUGUUGUUGUUGUAAAUGUCUUACUAGAAGAUUAUAUUUAUCUAACCUACAGUUUAAGAAGACUUCAGGUUAAAUGAAAACCAUAUUGUGAUGAGGAUUGUAUUCUAAUCUUGCUGAUGGAAGCUGGGUCAAUAAAGGCUAUAGACAGAGGAUCUGUACACAGAAUAUGUUCAGGACAGGUUGUAUUAACUUUAGCUACAGCAGUAAAAGAACUGGUAGAGAAUAGUAUUGAUGCUGGAGCCACAAUUGUAGAGGUCAAACUGAGAGAAUAUGGGAGUGAGAUGAUUGAUGUCAGUGAUAAUGGAUUGGGUGUGGAGGAGAAGAAUUUUGAAGGACUCACUUUAAAACAUCAUACUUCUAAGUUAGAAGAUUUUUCAGACCUGAUUAAUGUGGAAACAUUUGGAUUCAGAGGAGAAGCAUUGAGUUCCUUAUGUGCUUUGAGUGUUAUGAGUGUUGUAACCAGACACAAAGAUGUAGAAGUAGGUACUAAACUGGAAUAUGAUAACCAUGGCAAGGUCAACAGUAGGUCAUCAGUGGCUAGACAGAUUGGUACUACAGUAACACUACAGAAUCUGUUUUAUACACUUCCUGUUCGACAUAAAGAAUUCCAACGAAAUCUGAAGAAGGAAUUCGUAAAGAUGGUACAUGUCCUGAAUGCCUAUUGCCUCAUCAAUACAGGUGUAAGGAUAAAUUGUACCAAUCAGACAGGCAAAGGGAACAGAACAACAGUAGUAUCCAGUAAAGGUAACCAGACAGUAAAGGAAAAUAUAUCCAAUAUAUUUGGUCCCAAGCAGGUGCAGAGUAUACUAGAGUUUAAGCAACACAAACCAACUGAGGAGGUAUCAACAGAGUAUGGAAUAAAGCUCACAGACGGACAGACUGAAUUGUUCAAGAUAGAGGGCCAUAUAUCUAAAUGUGAACAUGGUCAGGGGAGAAGCAGUGCAGAUAGACAGUUUUACUUCAUCAACAAGAGGCCAUGUGAUCAUUCUAAGCUAUCAAAACUUGUAAAUGAAGUUUAUCAUCAGUAUAACAGACAUCAGUAUCCCUUUGUGGCCCUUAGUAUAACUAUACAGAAAGAAUCAGUUGAUGUGAAUGUGACCCCUGAUAAAAGACAAGUCUUUAUAGAAAAUGAAAAGAUUUUAUUAGCUGUCAUUAAAACAUCUUUGAUAGAAAUGUUUGAACCAACAUCAUCUGUAUAUAAUGUUAAUACAUUACAGAUCCUGGGCAACACAGUGAAAACAAGUCCCUUUAAACAAAGGGAAAGUAGUGAGUUAAAUUAUGAAAGUCCAGUUUUGUCAAAGUGUUCAGUAAGCAGUGCAUUUAAUAAUUUAAAGAGAACAUUUAGUAGCAGUUUCACCAAAGAUGAGGAAAGUGCAAUAUCACCUGUGAAAGAGCAACAAAGUAAACAGAGAAGACUUGAUUCUUUUGUCAUUGCAUCAAAAACUUCAAACCAUACAGAAGUGAAAGAAUCUUUUAUUGAAACUAAACCAACUGUCACUACAGAACUCGAGGAUUCCCAAGACUUAUCUGUUACAUUUGAAACAAACAAAUCUUUACUUGAAAACACUGACAACCAAUGUGAAUCUCAAAACUCAUUUAUAGUAAAUCAUGAGAAAAGGGAAUUAACUCAAACAGAUUCUGAAUCAGGAAUCAGUAGUUCACAAGACCAGACAGAUUCCCAGUCAUCAGUCUGUGUGACAAUAUCAUCAGACAGUGAUGUACAUCAUCUCUCUCAGGAAAUAUGUGAAGAUCAUUCAGGAAGUUUGGAAACAGAAGAGGUGAUAUUAUUAAACCCUGAUGCAGACAAUAGUAAUAAUGUUGAAUGUUUAGGCUUUAAAUCAGACAAGAUAGAAUCUAAGGCAAGUUAUUUGUGUUCAACUGCCACCAGUUGUGUUCAAGAAGAAUGUUUAAAUGAUGAAGUUGAUGGAGGAUUGAAAGCUACUAUAUAUACUGAUGCAGAUGUUUCUGAAGUAGAUUGUUCCAGUCCUGAUAUGAAAAAAGAACCAGCACCAUAUUUACAAGUGACUAGUUUUGAUGAGAAACUAGACCACAAGAGAACUGAAAAAGUAGUUACAUUUGAUUUCCAUGGAUUUAGAAAUAGAGUGCAGAAGAGGAAAAACAGAAAGAGUGAAGAAAGUUUUUGUCGUACAUUCCGAGCCAAGAUAUCACCGACAGAUAACAAAGCCGCUGAGGAGGAAUUACAAAAAGAAAUUAGUAAGGAUAUGUUUAAACAGAUGGAAAUCCUUGGACAGUUCAACCUAGGAUUUAUCAUUUCCAAGUUGAGAGAGGACCUGUUUAUUGUUGAUCAGCAUGCUACAGACGAAAAAUAUAACUUUGAAAUGUUACAGCGACAUACAGUCAUUCAGAGCCAGAAACUGAUUCAUCCACAGAGUCUAGAACUGACAUCCAGUAAUGAAAUUAUACUAAUGGAGAGUAUAGAGGUAUUCCGAAAGAAUGGAUUUGAUUUUAUUGUGGAUGAACAAGGUGAACCUACACAGAGAGUAAAGUUAAUUUCUACACCAGUCAGUAAAAACUGGACAUUUGGAAAAGAUGAUAUAGAGGAACUGAUCUUUAUGUUAACAGAUUCACCUGGUGUUAUGUGUCGUCCAUCCAGAGUACGACAGAUGUUUGCCUCUAGAUCAUGUAGAAAGUCCAUAAUGAUUGGUACAGCACUGAAAAAAGCUGAAAUGAAAAAGUUAGUUGAGCAUAUGGGCCAAAUUGACCAGCCUUGGAAUUGUCCACAUGGAAGACCAACAAUGAGACAUUUAAUUAACCUGAAUAUGGUUCCAAGAUGAUCCCAUGGUAACAUUAGGCACCACCAGAGAUGUGUUCUGUUUUUUAAAGAUAUAAAUUUUUAAUAAAACAUACAUUUUA
Mytilus californianus (California mussel) is the source of this 2916-nucleotide messenger RNA. Its product is annotated as mismatch repair endonuclease PMS2-like. Gene Ontology annotation, cellular component: MutLalpha complex. The record is from RefSeq and is a predicted model, not a curated record. NCBI's taxonomy places the organism in Eukaryota, Metazoa, Mollusca, Bivalvia, Mytilida, Mytilidae. The transcript is spliced from 26 exons. Bases 159 to 2837 code for a protein of 892 amino acids. Gene Ontology annotation, biological process: mismatch repair. Gene Ontology annotation, molecular function: ATP-dependent DNA damage sensor activity; mismatched DNA binding; ATP binding.